GUGACACGCGGCUUUACGGCCUUCACUCUCAGACUAUAAAAGAGUGUGUGUCAGUGUGUCAGUGUGAGUGUGUGGUGUGAGUGUGUGUCAGCGUGAGAGUGUGAGUGUGUGUGUGAGUGUAUAAGAGAUAGUUUGGUAAAAAUGAGCAGGAGAACAGCUCAGAAUGGCCAUACUAAAACAGAUGGGGGUGUCCAGGCUGCAUGUGGCCCCCCAGGUAAAGUGGCCCUGAAGAAAAAGGUCACCCUGCUAAGAGGAAUCUCCAUCAUCAUCGGCACCAUCAUUGGAGCGGGAAUUUUCAUCUCUCCGAAGGGCAUCCUGAAAAAUUCCGGAAGCGUGGGAAUGUCCCUGGUGGUGUGGGUGGCCUGUGGGGUCCUGUCUUUAUUCGGUGCCUUGUCCUAUGCUGAGCUAGGGACCUGCAUUAAGAAGUCAGGUGGGCACUACACCUACAUUAUGGAGGCCUUCGGUCCCCAGGUGGCAUUCGUCCAGCUGUGGGCGGACAUCAUCGCUAUACGACCUGCAGGAGUGGCUGUGAUCUCUCUGGCGUUUGCCCGCUAUAUCCUGGAGCCGAUCUUUAUGCCAUGCGGAGUUCCUGAGAUCGCCAUCAAGGUGACCACAGCCAUCGGGAUCACUACAGUGAUGUACAUUAACAGUAUGAGUGUGAGCUGGACCGCCAGGCUGCAGAUCUUCCUCACCUUCAGUAAACUGCUGGCCAUCGCCAUCAUCAUCGUCCCUGGACUGUACCAGCUCUUUAAAGGAGAAACCAAAAACUUCCAGAACGCUUUUCAAGUAGACUCAGUCCAGGUGACCGGACUGCCCCUCGCCUUCUACUCAGGGAUGUACGCCUAUGCUGGCUGGUUUUACUUGAACUUUGUGACGGAGGAGGUGGAGAAUCCUGAGAGGAACGUUCCAUUGGCUAUCUGCAUCUCGAUGGUGAUUGUGACCGUGUGCUACACACUGACCAACGUGGCGUACUACACGGUGAUGUCGGCUGCAGAUCUGUUGGCCUCCGAUGCUGUAGCUGUGACUUUUGCAGAGAAGCUGAUGGGGAAUUUCUCAAUGGCAGUUCCCCUAUUUGUAGCUAUGUCCUGCUUUGGCUCUAUGAAUGGAUGUCUAUUUGCCAUCUCCAGGAUGUUCUUCGUAGCGUCUCGAGAAGGACAGCUUCCUGAGGUUCUGUCAAUGAUCCACGUCCGCCGGCACACACCCAUCGCCGCUGUGAUUGUUCUGUAUCCCAUCACUCUGCUCAACCUGUUUCUGGGGGAUAUCUACAGCCUGCUGAACUUCAUGAGCUUUCUCCGCUGGCUCUUCAUCGGUGUGGCCGUGCUGGGACUCAUCUACCUGCGCUACACUCGCCCUGACAUGCCCCGCCCCUUCAAGGUGCCGAUCUUCAUCCCAGCAGUUUUCUCUUUCACAAGCUUCUUCAUGGUCUUCCUCUCACUGUACUCUGACCCGGUGAACACCGGCAUCGGAUUCGCCAUCUUGCUCACGGGGAUCCCCGCCUACUACAUUCUAAUUGUCUUCAACAAAAGACCCAAGUGGUUCCAGAAAUUCUCAGACUCAGUGAACAGAUCACUGCAGAUCAUCCUGGAGGUUGUUCCUGCUGAGAACUGACCCUACCUGACCCUCCUCAUCCCUCGCUCCCUCUUUCAUUCCUGCCUCUUUUAUACAACAUGCUCCCUUCAUCCCUCUCUCAUUUUCAUUCCUCUUUUAUGUUUUAUAGAACACACUCCCCUGAGCGACCUCCUCUCUCGCUCCCUCGCUCCGACAGAGAGAGAGAGAGACCUUUCAAUACUCAUCCAGGAAACACUCAUAAACACACACACACACACACACACACACACACACAUACAUAGACACUCAUCUGCGGGAUCUGUUUUACAUUUACAGUCUCCUUAUUAUUACAUUUGCUGCUCAAAUUAUUUUGUUUAUUCAUUAUUAUAUAUUUCUGAUGAAAAUACAGUUCAAGACCAGACAUUGCUGGUAACCAGUUUCAAAUGGUCUAAGCUGGUCUUUAAUGGCCAAACUGGUUGAAUAGCUGGUCAUCCAGGUGAAAACACCCUAUACUGUUUUUUUUUUGGGCAUGUGAUUUUAGUUAUACUGUUUGCCCAUGUGAUCAUUGUGGUUGUGUUGAUUGAUCGGUCAUUCUCAUCAACCAACCUGCUCUUAUUGGCCAUGAUGGUCAACCAUUCUGGGUUUGUAGGUCAUGCUGGUCUUUCUGGUUGAACAGGUUGACAAUGUUGGUCUUGAUGGUCCAUCUGCUUGUUCUUAUUGGUCUAACUGGUUGACCAAUUUUGACAUAUUUGAUAAUGGUGGUCAUGCUGGUCAUGAUUGCUAGCCAGAAUAGUCCAGCAUAUCAUGAAGCACAACAACAGCUUGGUCUUGCUGGUCAACCAACCUGAUCUUGUUGGUCAUGCUGGUCUACUAACUUAGUCUUAUUGGUCAUACUAGUCUAUUUUCUUAUUGGUCAUAAUGCCCAACCAACUUGGCCUUAUUGAUCUUGUUGGUCAACCAACUUAGUUUUAUUGAUCAUGCUGGUCAACUAGCUUAGCCUUAUUGGUUGUGUUGGUCAACCAAUGUGGUCUUAUUGGUCAUGCUAGUCAUGAUGGCCAGCCAAAAUGGUCCAGCUGAUCAUACAGGUCAGCCUGCUUGAUCUUGUUGGUCAACCAAUCUAAUCUUAUUGGUCAUGCUGGUCUUUUUUAAUGAUCUUUUUGGUCAUGCUGGUCAACCAACUUGGUCUUAACGGUCAUGUCGGUAGACCACCUUGAUAUUGGUCUACUAGCACAGUCAAGCAUGGUCAUAUUGAUGGCCUAAUGUGGUCAGGUUGAUCAUGCUUAUAGAUCAGCAUGCAACAAACUAAAAAAAAAAAAAAAAAAAAAAAACCCUAUGCUGUUCAAGAACCAAACUGGUCAACGGCUUGACCUGUUUAAUGUGUGUACUUUGUGGAGGUGGUCCACAGUGGAGCUCCUGCUAUAAUGCAGAGUUUGGUUCCAAAACAAAAUUGAACAUAUUUGAUUCAGUUACAUAUUCACACAAAUACACUUGAAAACUAUUUCCUUAUUAUACAAACUACUGGUCAAAGGUUUUAGAACACCCCUAUCUUUUAGUUAGGGGAGCAAGAUGUUUUCCUUUACCAGUUUUCUCCAGUUUCCAAAAUAUUUUUGAAGGUUUAGGAAACAGUAUUCACUGCAUUCUGGCUAUAUUUGUAAUUUCUCUAAGUUAAAGACUUGUGUAAGUGUGUAAAUGCUGCAGUAGAGAGUGCAGUAACACCAUCUGUCCCAAUACUGCUUUAAUAUGACCAAAGGCUAUGAAAAUUGUGCAUUUUGUUGCAUCUAUUUCUCAAAGCUCAGUUUAUUUCCAUUGCUCAGUUAAAGCUGAUUUAAUUUGUUUAGUUUUUCAUUGUUUUUUGCUUAAAGGCUCAGGCAGUAUAGUUCUAACUUUUGUACCAUUUAAGUUCCCUGCCUUUUAAACCGUUUCAGGUUAAUCACUGGACCUGAAGAGCUCCAAUGGCAAAAAUUAAAAAAAUAUAUAUACAACUGGGGGUGUUCUCAAACUUUUGACCAGUAUUUUAUUUCUACAUUAAUGAAAACCCAUCUGCCGUUUUUAUUUAUUUAAAAAAGAUUGGAUGUGGUGGUGAUUUAUGAGGAUAUGAUGUUGAACUAAAGCAAACAGUAUCUGUAUUUUAGUAAACUUAUAGAAGUGAAGCAGUGCAGUCGCCACGGGGCUGCCGAAACUGAAUUACUGAACUCGAGCCAUGCAGAGGUUAAACAGCGGGGGUCCGAGAGCUUGUGGUCUCGUUCUUAUCUCCAGAACAGCAGGGGGCGCAGUGCUACAGAAGUUUAUCUUCUUUAACUUUCAUAGACAGACUUUAGGGGAAUAUUUUUACCAGACUUUUUACAAGAUUUUUUUUUUCUUUUUUUUUUUGAUCAAACAUAUGGAUGUUUAUGGUCGACAGAAACUUUAUGCCAGAGAGUUGAAAUUUGAGUUGGGACUGAACUCUACAGAGAGGCAGAGCUUCACUCAUCACUGCUGGACAAUUUGUAUUUUCAUAUCAUAUUUAUUUUUCUAUUUUUUUUUAUUUUUGACCUAAGCCAACAUGACCAGAACCAACAUUUAAAUGAUACACAAUCAAAUGCCAAACUUACUUAUAUCUCAGAACUUCCUAUGGAUCCUGUGUUAAUAAUGCAUCAUACAUCAUGCAUAAUGCAUUGCAAUGAUUUUAUAAACUUGUAAAAGAAACAUACUGAACAUAGCACUUUGCACAACGUUGUAAAGUUAACGUUUUAACACCUCAUUUAUGAAGAAAAGACAAUCAAACUGUCUCUGAUAUGUUACAGAACAACACAUUUGCAUGUGAAAUUUGCAUAUCACUCAUUGGAUGGACAAAGGGUAGAGCCUAUCUUCUUCUGCUAGCUUUUAGGUGGAGUGAAAACAGGUAAUGAGAUUUUCAUAAGGGUUCUUUGGAUUGAAAUAUAAUACAUUUUCGGUUCCUUAAAGAACCUUCUAAACUAUAUUCUUCAAUGGAUUAGAUUAUCAGCCUAAUCUGUAGCGUACAAUUACUUCUAGUUCUAUAUUUAGGAACAUGUUCCACCUCUGACCUUCUAGCAGAUGUUCUGCGUCGUGUACUGUAGCCUUUUUAUGGCAUUGUUGUGUUUAUUUUUUUCAUACCUCUUAAAUCAGUUCCAUACGAGGGCUUUUCACACUAAGAUCAACCGUAGAUCGGGUUGAAAUUUGCACAUAAUGCAUCUCUUUUGAUAAAUGUUAUAUAAAAAGUCUUCUCGCAGGUCUAAUCGCAGUGAAUAACGCUGCAUAAAAACGACAGCGAGGCGUUACGUACUUCACAGCUAUGUCUGUAUCACAUCAACUACUCAAAAAAGAGUCUGAAUAGAGUUGCAACUGUAGCGAUUAUUCUUCUGGAAUGUGUGAUAUCAUUCUGAAUUCUGAAAGUGCAGAACACGUUAAAAAAAAAAAAAAACGAGUGAAGGAAGGUUCUAUACAAAUGUUUUUAAUGUCUACUAUACUACUUACUGUUUUGUAUGCAGUAAAAUACAUGUUGUGACAAUUCCCAAAUGUAAGCCGGAGCUUUUUUGUACAGUGUAUUUGUUUUUAUAUAGGUGUAUCUGUUGCUGAGUUAGAUGUACUGUAUGAAGUAUUUUUUUUUUCUUUUUUGUUCUGUAUAGUGACGAAGCAGUACUGACAUUAUUAACACUUUAUGCUGCUUUUUCUAGAGUUUUAUUGAGUUUUAUAGGGUUUUAAAGAGUUUGUAGAAUAGAUCUCAGUACAACACUGUGCGUUCCUAGAAUAAUAUUUUUUAUUUGUGUCUUUAUGUUUGAGUCUUUAUGUUUAUGUAAGAUUUUGUAAUCUUAAUCCAUUUUCUCAUAUCUUAUAGAAGUAAUAUGAUUAUAUACAGUGUUUCCUGGUAUUGGUAUGGCAUUGUUGGUAGAGUAGUGAGCACAGUGGUUCGAUUCCAGACCAAUGCAGUAGUGACUCACUGAUUAGAGCACUGGUUUAUGUAGGUUCAAUAGCCAGGAUCAGCAAAAUUGCAAUUUUUAUGGAUCCUUGAGUAAUGCUGCGUUCCAUUAACCUCAGAUGUCAGGGCUUUAAAUGAUGUCACACCCUUGUUGACUGCAUUUUAGAUAUCAGCUACCAUUGAUAGCAUUGUCCCAGGUUAGCUUUACCAGCAAUACCAAUUGAUAAGAUGCAGUAUUUGAGAUAUUUUGCAGAUCUAAACAUAAUAGAAACAUGUCCACAUAGAUAGGUUGCAUAGAGUACUGUGUGGAGGACUGAUUUAAUGAGACAUUAAUAGAUAAAAGAGAUAACAAGCAAAUUGUGGGACAGAUCCAGUUAAAAUUUUAGGUAACACUUGUAGAUGCUCAAGUUGCAUUCAACUACCGUAUUUUUCAGACUAUAAGAAGCAUCUAAAAUCCUUUAAUUUUCCCAAAAAUCCUUAUAAUCUGGUGCACCUUAUGUAUGAAUUCUACCAGUCAGGUAUUUAGGAGCAGUAAAUCCACUCCGCUGAGGUACAGCAUUAUAAGGGUGAGUUUUCAAUCAAGUUUCUCCAGCACUAAAGCUGGAUGCACUAGCAUUAGCACUAGUCACUAACCACACUAUAUUGGACUGUAGUUUGAGGGUUUGCAGCAUUUAAAACAAGCUACUUGGGACGAAUGGCUACCUGAUCACGCCCUGGGUUGCCAGAACACUCAGGGUUCCUCAGUCUAGCACUAUCGAGUGGCAUUUUUGCCCUGAUAGCACUGAGGUUAGCGGCUAAUGCUAAUGAUAAUGCUGCUGCACCCAGCCUUAAUGCUGGAGAAACUUUCUGAAACACUAGUCCUUAGAAAAAAUAUUGGAAAUCUAAGCUUCCUGUAAAUAAAUGGAAGCGCUUUACUCAACCAAAUAAACAUUUUCCAGGAGAGAAAUAUAUAUAUAUAUAUAUAUAUAUAU
Astyanax mexicanus (Mexican tetra) is the source of this 6435-nucleotide messenger RNA. RefSeq names its product solute carrier family 7 member 11 (gene slc7a11). The record is from RefSeq and is a predicted model, not a curated record. The transcript is spliced from 12 exons. Gene Ontology annotation, cellular component: membrane. Gene Ontology annotation, biological process: amino acid transmembrane transport. The coding region runs from base 142 to 1608 and encodes 488 amino acids. NCBI's taxonomy places the organism in Eukaryota, Metazoa, Chordata, Actinopteri, Characiformes, Acestrorhamphidae. Gene Ontology annotation, molecular function: L-amino acid transmembrane transporter activity.